Etheostoma spectabile (orangethroat darter) is the source of this 827-nucleotide messenger RNA. RefSeq names its product galactose-specific lectin nattectin. The transcript is spliced from 8 exons. The record is from RefSeq and is a predicted model, not a curated record. Bases 164 to 649 code for a protein of 161 amino acids. NCBI's taxonomy places the organism in Eukaryota, Metazoa, Chordata, Actinopteri, Perciformes, Percidae.
CCACCGCAUGGACUGUCAAUCAUGAUUAAGACCCCGCCCCUUUCCAAGGUAUAUAAGGGACUCUUCUUUCCCUCCAACACCAAACACACCAGGCCGAUCAAAGACAGGAUUGAUUGACAGUCAUCAGCUUGAUCUUCUCCUUCGUGUCAACACCUCAGCAAAGAUGUCCUCAGUCUUUCUGAUUUCUGUGUGUCUCUGUCUGUCCAGCGGACUGCUGGCUGCAUACGGUACCUUCGUCCCCUGUCCUCCUGGUUGGACCCAGUCUGGCUCUCGCUGUUUCGGUUACUUCAACCAGCCAAGGACCUGGGCCGAUGCAGAGGCCACCUGCAUCUCUUUUGGAGGGAAUCUGGCUUCCGUCCACUCAGCAGCAGAACAUACAUUCCUCAAAGACUUCAUCGUCAAAGCGACCGGUACCCACAAAACCACCUGGAUCGGAGGCUUUGACUCAGCCAAGGAGGGUACGUGGUUGUGGUCUGAUGGAUCCACAUUCAACUACAGAAACUGGAAUGCGGGGGAGCCUAACAACUGUUGUGGAGGGGAGCACUGUCUUACGAUGAACUGGCCCACGGCUCUCUGCACAGGAAACUGGAACGACUAUUCCUGCAACAACCAGGUGUCUUUCGUAUGCUCCAGGGACCUGUGUGUGUAACUCCAACACACCAUCAUGAUGCUUCUACAGCUCAUCUAUAAUCUCUAUCAUUGAUUCAUCUCUAAUCUUUAUCAUUGAGCUCUCUGCUGACAGAGUCACUUGUUUCUUAUCUGAAGAGUUAGGGACCAGUUCACAUUUGGGUUUAAAAUCAGAAAGAAACUGGCUCACUGAGCUGGAC